AUGGAUAUGCGUAACAAAUCCAUUUUUGCAAGUAGAAAGGAGAAAAAUUUUAGUGGAUCUGAUAUGAAGGUUGAUUUACAAGAAAUUAUUAAAGAAUGUCCUAAUUAUUUGGAUGAAAUUGUUGGAGAGAUGAUUAAUAAAACUCUAUACCACUCACUUUAUGGAGAUCUUUAA
Messenger RNA from Rhizophagus irregularis DAOM 181602=DAOM 197198, 174 nucleotides. NCBI's taxonomy places the organism in Eukaryota, Fungi, Glomeromycota, Glomeromycetes, Glomerales, Glomeraceae. The record is from RefSeq and is a predicted model, not a curated record.